AUGGCUUCUUAUACGAAUUUUUCGAAAUUAUUUCAUUUGAACAAAUUAUUUCAAAAUCAAGGGAAAAAAUGGCAAAGGAUGAAAUAUGUAUCUCCGAUACGAUUUCAUCAAUCUAUAGCAAGAAGUAUUAGUAAUUUUGAGAGUUCAAAACGAGUAGUAAAAGGUGUAUUUAUUUUAUCUUAUAAACCCGAGCAUCAAAAACAAAUUUAUACAAAUAAUUUGUUGACAAAAAAUAUAGAAUGCAAAAAUUUCUUUGAUAUCAUUUUAAUCAUGGCAAGAAUAUUUGUGAUAGGUUCUGUUCUUACUGGAUUGGCUGUUGGAUAUAUUAUUACACGUUUUACACAUGGACACAUGUUCCCGAUAAUCCUUCGGAAAAGUAUCGAAUUUCUUGGACCAAUUUUUAUAAAAUUUGGCCAGUGGGCAUCUACGCGAAAAGAUUUGUUUCCCGAAGAUGUUUGUCAUACACUAUCACAUUUGCAAAAAAGCGCUUCUGUACAUUCAUGGAUUUAUACAAAACAAUUACUUAAAGCUAUAUACGGUUCGAACUGGAGGAACAUAUUCGUAAAAUUCGAACACGAGAUGCCUAUUGGAUCAGGAUGUUGUGCUCAGGUAUACAAGGCAUGGAUAGAUCUAAAUGCCCAAGUGGAUAUGGUACAAGAACCUCAAAUAUCUACGUUUAUUGAAAUUAUUGAAUAUUUAAGAUUUGGUUCCCUGAUUACUUUUAUUGAAAGAACAUUUAAUAAUAACGUUGAUAAAAUACAACAUGGUAAUAUGUAUAUCAAUCGAAAACUGCAACCAGUAGCAGUAAAAGUUUUACAUCCUGGAAUUAAAAAACAAUUAAGAAGAGAUCUUUCUAUAAUGAGAGGAAUCUGCAAAUGUGCAACAUACAUCGUGCCUAAAUUACAAUGGCUUAGUCUCAUCGAUUGUAUCGAUGAAUUUUCGCACAUAAUGGAAAAUCAAGUUGAUAUGAAUUUGGAAGCAGACAAUUUGAUUCAAUUUUCCAAAAAUUUUUCUAACAAAAAGGAAGUUAUAUUUCCACAACCUUAUAAGAAUUUUACACAACAUGAAAUACUCGUGGAAAGUUUUCACGAAGGUUCUCCAAUUUCUAACUAUCUCGAUGAUCAAAAUACCAAGUUGCAAGGGAAAUUGGCUAGAAUGGGGUUAAAAACAAUUUUAAAAAUGGUAUUUAAUGACAAUUUCAUUCAUUGUGACUUGCACCCUGGUAAUAUUUUGGUACAAACAAAUUAUGAAUCAACUGGAAGAAUUAGUACAUGGUUUUGGAGAUUUAUCGAUCGCAAUUAUUUACCGACUUAUCCACGCUUGGUCAUUCUUGAUUGCGGUUUAGUAGUGUCUCUGAAUGAUCGUUGUCGGCAAAAUCUCAAGGAUGUUUUCCGUUCGGUGGUCAUGGGAAAAGGUGAAUUAGCUGCAGAAUACAUAUUGGAACACAGUUCGCACGUAUCCAUCGAUCCAGACGGUUUCAAGAAUGCAAUCAAAAAUAUUGUAAACACGCAUCUUCAAAGUAGAACCAAUGUGAACGUAAGUACCGUUGUGUCUGAAUUGUUUUCUGCGAUGGUUCGGCAUCGAGUUAAGCAAGAUGGAACCUUCAUCAACGUGAUUCUCAGUAUGGUAGUAAUUGAAGGCCUUGGUCGAAGUCUGGAUCCGAAUAUCGAUAUCUUCACAGAAGUUAUACCGUUUAUUUUUACAAAUACAACAUUGUGCCAUGAUUAAAUUAUGAAAUAUCGUUUGAAAUAUAUAGCAAAACGCGCAUUAAUUGGGGAAAAGCGUUUAAAGGAAAUUUUAGAAUUUUUUCCUAUCAAAAUAUAUAGCUUUUUAUCUUGUAAAUUUUUCUUUUUAAAAUAUUUUUAUCAUAUAAAAGAGCAGUUGCGAAAAGUGAAGCUGUGAAAAGAAAAAAUUAUUUUAUUAUUGUUAAUUUGUUGAAUAUGUGCGGCAAUCUUUAUCACUGAAUAAGGUAUCGCACGAGAAAGUCCCGUUUUAAUGACAAGUCAUUAUACGAGUCCUGAGAAGGAUUCCAAUUUUAAAACAGGCCAGUUACCCAUGAUCACUUCCUGGUUGGUCGACCAUCCUCGCUUCAACGAUAUAGCUUCCAUAUAUGUGUAUGUACAUAUGUAAUGUAUAUUCGUAAAUAUCCGAGUUAUAUUUUGAUUAUUCUUUUAAGUCUUUUGUAUGUGUAUAUAUUUUUGUAAGUAUAGCAAGAUUGGAAUAUAUUCAUCAGAUUGCUGACUUUAUUAUUUGUAAUCUAAUUUAUUGUUAUCUCAUCGCACAUA
Messenger RNA from Apis laboriosa (Himalayan honeybee), 2285 nucleotides. RefSeq lists its product as uncharacterized. Gene Ontology annotation, cellular component: mitochondrion. The coding region runs from base 1 to 1728 and encodes 575 amino acids. The record is from RefSeq and is a predicted model, not a curated record. The transcript has 10 exons. Gene Ontology annotation, molecular function: protein kinase activity; ATP binding. Gene Ontology annotation, biological process: protein phosphorylation. Lineage: Eukaryota; Metazoa; Arthropoda; Insecta; Hymenoptera; Apidae.